Messenger RNA from Vicugna pacos (alpaca), 2079 nucleotides. The record is from RefSeq and is a predicted model, not a curated record. NCBI's taxonomy places the organism in Eukaryota, Metazoa, Chordata, Mammalia, Artiodactyla, Camelidae.
CUCCCGUGCCUCCCCACCCCAGACAGCCCCUCGGCCCCAGUGAAUGUCACUGUCAGGCAUCUCAAGGCCAACUCUGCAGUGGUCAGCUGGGACGUCUUAGAGGAUGAGGUGGUCAUCGGAUUUGCCAUCUCUCAGCAGAAGAAGGAUGUGCGGAUGCUGCGCUUCAUCCAGGAGGUGAACACCACCACCCGCUCGUGCGCACUCUGGGACCUGGAGGAGGACACCGAGUACAUCGUGCACGUGCAAGCCAUCUCCAUUCAGGGCCAGAGUCCGGCUAGCGAGCCGGUGCUCUUCAAGACGCCGCGCGAGGCUGAGAAGAUGGCCUCCAAGAACAAAGAUGAGGUGACCAUGAAGGAGAUGGGAAGAAACCAGCAGCUGCGGACGGGCGAGGUGCUGAUCAUUGUCGUGGUCCUGUUCAUGUGGGCCGGUGUCAUCGCCCUCUUCUGCCGCCAGUAUGACAUUAUCAAGGACAAUGAACCCAAUAACAACAAGGAAAAAACCAAGAGUGCAUCAGAAACCAGCACACCAGAGCACCAAGGCGGGGGUCUUCUCCGCAGCAAGUUUCCAAACAAGCCCUCGGUGAACAUCAUCGAAGCAUGACUGCCUGUCUGCAGGGAGAAGGAUUUCAUUUUUCUUCUCUGCUGGUCCCCAGGUCCAUGGGCACGGGGAGAGAGAGGACUGCCGGGCAGGGGGUAGGCACAGCUAGCUGCACAGGUCUCCCUCUGCUCCCCCAUCCUAGUCCGGUGAAGAAGGCUGAACUACCAACCCAAAUUCUGCAAAAAAUAAGCAAGCCACAAAACUAAAAGGCCUGGCCCCAUUCUGGAAAAGGCAAAGCUGCAUGAGACACAGCCUUCUUUCUGCCUCCUCGCCUCUCCUGGACUGGCCUCUUUGAGAAAAUGCACAAAGCUCCUGGGAGAUGACAAGCACCUAGACUGACAGAAGCUGUGUCUUUCAGGGAAGCCGUGGGGCUGCCUGCCGGGCAGGGUCCUGGCUGCCAUCAAGCCUUUGCUGGAUCCAGCCAUCAAGGACUUGUUUGUGGUGCAAAGCACAACUUGACGAGUGUGUAGGGUGUUAUCUGUUCUCUCUCUUUUGGAAAACACAAUCGAAGGGCUUCACUCCAUAGGGCAAGAUUCCCAAAGCUGGUUGCCUGCAUCUUCUGUCUUCUUUGGCCCUUAUUUUGACUGUGAGAUCAUCAGUCUGGGGUCUGAAGAAGACAAAGUGGGAAAGAGACCUGGAAGAAAUUGGCCCCGUUUCUUUAGGAAGAGUCUCUUGGAGUUGCAACAGUGCUGGCUUGCACAACUGAAAAGGUACGUCCACGUGGGACAGACAUCCUGGGGGCUGCUGAAUCACACCCUCUGGGAUGGAAGCUGCUGGAAGGCAGGCCUGAGCCAUUCACCACGGACAGUCAGAGCAGUCCUGGCCUCUGGGGUCUCCAUGUCUUGCCAUCUCAUCCAGGGUUCUGUGAAAGCUACCCGGGGUCCUCAUGUCCUUCCCUAGAGCCUGAGUGGUGUGAGGUGACAGGUCUCUCUCUCCACUGCCUCUUUCUGGUUUAAAAAACAAAUGGUGCUUGCUAAGGGAAGGCAGACCCUUCCCUCGGACUGACAAGCUAUGACUGUUGAAUGCCUGCAUGGGAAGAGAUGGACCUCUCCAUCUUCCGUUGGUGGCUGAGGACGGGAGUGUGGGAGGACUGCACCUGGCACACAGUAGGUGCCCAGUGCAUACCUGUUGAACUGAAUGAUAAGAGCAAUGGCCCCCAAGCCAGAGAGCUGAAAGCCAUUACCCAAUGACCGCCCCUUCCUUCCGGUCUAUAAGAGCUCUCGGGGCUGGGUCAGCCACCACUCUGCUUUGCCGAGCGUGGAGCACAGGGAGGGAGGAGAGACAGGGUAGAAGGCAGAUGUCAGCAGUACUAAGGGCUUCCUCAUGGGAGGGCAUGAGGUCCCACUCAUUGUCUUGUGACUUCCAUCCCUGCUGAACGGGGCUGCAAGGCCAAGGCUCCUUAGGGGAGAGGUCCUUACCUCUGAUUCAGUUAGAGCAAUAACCACUUUUUAAAUGUAAAAUAAAAAGACAAAUGAAAAGGCA